AUGAGACAUGCUCUACAGCUUCAGCAAAUAAUGAGACCUGCUCUACAGCUUCAGCAAAUAAUGAGACCUGCUCUACAGCUUGCUAUACAGCUUCAUCAAAUAAUGAGACCUGCUCUACAGCUUGCUGUACAGCUUCAGCAAAUAAUGAUACCUGCUAUACAGCUUCAGCAAAUGAUGAGACCUGCUCUACAGCUUCAGCAAAUAAUAAGACCUGCUCUACAGCUUCAGCAAAUAAUGAGACCUGCUAUACAGCUUCAGCAAAUAAUGAGACCUGCUAUACAGCUUCAGCAAAUAAUGAGACCUGCUCUACAGCUUCAGCAAAUAAUGAGACCUGCUCUACAGCUUCAGCAAAUAAUGAGACCUGCUCUACAGCUUGCUAUACAGCUUCAUCAAAUAAUGAGACCUGCUCUACAGCUUGCUGUACAGCUUCAGCAAAUAAUGAGACCUGCUAUACAGCUUCAGCAAAUAAUGAGACCUGCUCUACAGCUUCAGCAAAUAAUGAGACCUGCUCUACAGCUUCAGCAAAUAAUGAGACCUGCUCUACAGCUUGCUAUACAGCUUCAUCAAAUAAUGAGACCUGCUCUACAGCUUGCUGUACAGCUUCAGCAAAUAAUGAGACCUGCUAUACAGCUUCAGCAAAUAAUGAGACCUGCUCUACAGCUUCAGCAAAUAAUGAGACCUGCUCUACAGCUUCAGCAAAUAAUGAGACCUGCUCUACAGCUUGCUAUACAGCUUCAUCAAAUAAUGAGACCUGCUCUACAGCUUGCUGUACAGCUUCAGCAAAUAAUGAGACCUGCUAUACAGCUUCAGCAAAUAAUGAGACCUGCUCUACAGCUUCAGCAAAUAAUGAGACCUGCUCUACAGCUUCAGCAAAUAAUGAGACCUGCUCUACAGCUUCAGCAAAUAAUAAGACCUGCUCUACAGCUUCAGCAAAUAAUGAGACCUGCUCUACAGCUUCAGCAAAUAAUAAGACCUGCUCUACAGCUUCAGCAAAUAAUGAGACCUGCUCUACAGCUUCAGCAAAUAAUAAGACCUGCUCUACAGCUUCAGCAAAUAAUGAGACCUGCUCUACAGCUUCAGCAAAUAAUAAGACCUGCUCUACAGCUUCAGCAAAUAAUGAGACCUGCUAUACAGCUUCAGCAAAUAAUGAGACCUGCUCUACAGCUUCAGCAAAUAAUGAGACCUGCUCUACAGCUUGCUAUACAGCUUCAUCAAAUAAUGAGACCUGCUCUACAGCUUGCUGUACAGCUUCAGCAAAUAAUGAGACCUGCUAUACAGCUUCAGCAAAUAAUGAGACCUGCUCUACAGCUUCAGCAAAUAAUGAGACCUGCUCUACAGCUUCAGCAAAUAAUGAGACCUGCUCUACAGCUUGCUAUACAGCUUCAUCAAAUAAUGAGACCUGCUCUACAGCUUGCUGUACAGCUUCAGCAAAUAAUGAGACCUGCUAUACAGCUUCAGCAAAUAAUGAGACCUGCUCUACAGCUUCAGCAAAUAAUGAGACCUGCUCUACAGCUUCAGCAAAUAAUGAGACCUGCUCUACAGCUUCAGCAAAUAAUAAGACCUGCUCUACAGCUUCAGCAAAUAAUGAGACCUGCUCUACAGCUUCAGCAAAUAAUAAGACCUGCUCUACAGCUUCAGCAAAUAAUGAGACCUGCUCUACAGCUUCAGCAAAUAAUAAGACCUGCUCUACAGCUUCAGCAAAUAAUGAGACCUGCUCUACAGCUUCAGCAAAUAAUAAGACCUGCUCUACAGCUUCAGCAAAUAAUGAGACCUGCUAUACAGCUUCAGCAAAUAAUGAGACCUGCUCUACAGCUUCAGCAAAUAAUGAGACCUGCUAUACAGCUUCAGCAAAUAAUGAGACCUGUUAUACAGCUUCAGCAAAUAAUGAGACCUGCACUACAGCUUGCUGUACAGUUUCAGCAAAUAAUGAGACCUGCUCUACAGUUUCAGCAAAUAAUGAGACCUGCUCUACAGCUUCAGCCGAUAAUGAGACCUGCCCUACAGCUCAACAUAAAGACCUGCCCCACAUAUCCAAUACCAACCACUGCUCCACCCCAUAACACCCCACCCUGA
Messenger RNA from Physella acuta, 2073 nucleotides. Its product is annotated as PAX-interacting protein 1-like. The record is from RefSeq and is a predicted model, not a curated record. Lineage: Eukaryota; Metazoa; Mollusca; Gastropoda; Physidae.